UCUAUAUCGGCGAAAAUCAGCUCAUUUCUCAUUGGGACUGACUCGCCACUGCCAAGCUGCAGAAGCGCAUUUUGGAUUCACUACCACCAUCAUGAGCGAAGUUCAAGUUCACUACGACGAAUCCAGAAGUCAUAUUCUCUCCGAAAAGGCAUGGAAAGGAGGCUGGGAUACAUUUAUCUUCUACAGACAACUCAUGCUGCCCGGUAACCUCUUCGUUGGUCUCAACACCGCGGAAUAUGGUCUGAACCGCUUAGACGUUGCAAGAUGGCUCAGUAUUUUGGCCACUAGUACUCCUUCGAACCCACCAGACAUUUUCUCUUGCGACGUUCAACCUGCGGGGAUCUUACAAUACUUACCUACCAAUAUAGCAGAAAAACCCGUCAGUUGGACUACACCAGCAAACUGGACACCGGGAAAUUAUGCAUUCAAAUACCUUCGUUUGAGUGAUGAUUAUCUUACACCCGCCCUCCCUUGCGAGUCGUAG
This is a messenger RNA of Marasmius oreades (fairy-ring Marasmius), 484 nucleotides long. RefSeq lists its product as uncharacterized. The coding region runs from base 92 to 484 and encodes 130 amino acids. The record is from RefSeq and is a predicted model, not a curated record. NCBI's taxonomy places the organism in Eukaryota, Fungi, Basidiomycota, Agaricomycetes, Agaricales, Marasmiaceae. The transcript has 2 exons.